Parnassius mnemosyne (clouded apollo) is the source of this 5133-nucleotide messenger RNA. Lineage: Eukaryota; Metazoa; Arthropoda; Insecta; Lepidoptera; Papilionidae. The record is from the annotation of a GenBank genome assembly.
GACGUUUUUUUUUUAGGGGUGUGAGGUGUACAAGUGUCGUUCUGUUUUAGGCUAUUUCUUUCAGUAUAUACACUCUUAUCUAUGGCUAUUUCGUACUUCUGAGAGCUGUUGAUUUACUUUUUUGUUUACUAUUUCUGGUGGUGUUGGUUUUAGUAGUUAUAAAUCCAAAUUGGUGUAGGCUUGGCAGGGUUUGGUAUGACCUUUCUGUUCCUUGGAGUGCUCUUACUCUUUGAUAAAGGAUUAUUAGCUAUUGGAAAUGUAAGUAAAAAAAGUAUAACAGUUUAAAGAUUCAAAUCAGUGAAUAUGAUUGCUGUUUAUAAACAAACUAUCUACAGAGUAAUGUGCAUGCACAAGUGAGUAGUGUAUUCUAACUACUGAUUUUUAAUAUCUGAAAUCUGAAACUAGCGCUGAGAUUAUUAAUGUGGUAAAUUAUAUUAUUAUAUAAAAUCUGGUAGUAAUUGGUUAGUUUCAUAUGGCAAUCAAAUGUAAUCUAUUAUCAACAAGCAAAUCUGAAUAGGUGUGCCACAAGGUAGAUUUCUAGGUCCAGUCCUAUAUCUAUUCUUUCACUGACAUUUCAACACUUGCGAAGAUAGCAUACAGCUUGAUAUACAGAUUGAAGAUCCUUCUAGCAUCUUAAUCUAAUCAUCAUAAAGAAAGGAAAUAAAUGAUGCUCACUCCCUCCCUUGCAAUCAGAAGGAAAACAUAGGGUAAAUAAUAUAAGGGUAGAAUUGAGCAAUGCAAAGAAAUAUAUAUAUCAAUGAGUUUAUAAAAUAACUUAAACUACUCCCGAUUGUCUCAUGGAUGUUGGAAGCAUCACCAUUUUCCUCAGCGUCUUCCUGAUAACGAUACAAUAAAAAUAUCAUAAAACUGUGCUUGCCAACCCACUUGCCAAGUGCAGCAACUAUUACAGGUACCUUCCCUAUGACACAAUUUAUGGGUAGUUUUAUGUUCAGCAGUGGACUGUUGAUUGGAGAGACUUUCAGGCUCAGAAUGGCUAGAACCCAGAGCCGUAAAGCAAGUUAUAAAAAAAAAUUGAUUGCAGUGGAAUUUUUUUUUAUCGAAUGAGGGUGAUAAUCAUGCACACAGUCUGCCUGAUGGUAAGUGGAUGCUGUGGCUUAUGGACAUUUACGUUCAACCUCAAUUAAGAAUCAAAAUACAGAUGCAUUGACAUCCCUGAGGAUUAAGACGAAAUGAUAAAAGACAUGAUAUAAGACAGAUUUCCGAUUUUUUUUAUAGGAUAGGGUGACAAACGAGCACACAGUCCAUCUGAUGGUAAGUGUUUGCUGUGGCCCAUAGACAUCUACAUCUAUCCUCGUUUGUGAAUCAAAAUGUAGAUGCGUUGUCGUAACAAAAAUAUUCCAGGGACCUACAAAAUACUCAUUUGGUUUUUUUAUCCUUCUCCAUUUCACAACAAGUCCAUUUCUGAACAUAGGCCACCCUCAAAGAAUGCCAUAAAGCACGGCCCUGAAUCACCUACAUCCAUCCACAUACUGCAUCUUUUACCAGGUGGUUACUCCAUCUAAUGACCCUACACUUCACUAUCUGGUACUAGGCUACCACUCAAGAACCUUCCUUCCCCAUUGGUUGUCAGUUCUAGAGUUAUGAAUUUUACAUUGCAAUUAAUUGUACAAUUUAUUUCCAUUUAAAUAUUUGUAUGCCAAUGAGGGCUAAUAAUUUUCUGCUCACCAGAUGUCGCUAGUUGACACAAGUUUUUUGUUACACAAUGUAAUUUAAUUGAGUAGUUGUUUUUUAAUAAUAUUUUAUCAGUUUCUAGAGUAUUAUUAUUAUUUAACGGUGGUAGAGCCUUGCAGCAGCUUUUGCUGUUGCACGUAUGUGCCGGCUCGAGCCGGGUUAGUACCACGACCUCACAGAAUACCGGCGUGAAGUGGAAGCUCUGCUUCCGCGUUUCGUCUGGUGAGUGCAGGUGACCGGAUGCCCAAUUCCCCCCCCCCCCCCCCAUCAACAUGGUAGCGGAAUUACGUCAUAAACUACCCCAGGAGGGUACCAGUACCCCUGGAGAAUCCCUCGCUGAGCAUCCACGACCAUGCUAUUCCACUCCUGAGCGUGGGUGCUCAGGCUGCCCCGCGUAUUCUGGGGGGGGGGCAAAAUUCCGCUCAACACAAUAACUGCUUGGGGCAAACUGAGCAACAAGACCAAGGCGACCCCUGCCACGCUAUCCGUGAAUUUCUGCAACAUCAGGGGACUUCACUCGAACCUAAACGCCGUCCACUACCAUCUUGAGACGGCGAAACCGGCCUUGCUCUUUCUGACCGAGACGCAGGUGUCCUCUCCGGCUGAUACUUCGUAUCUCUCCUACCCGGGGUACAAAUUGGAGCACUCCUUUCUGCCUCGGGCUGGAGUUUGCGUGUAUGUCAGAGAGGACAUCUGUUCUCGACGCCUCGUCAGUCUUGAAGGUUCGGACCUGUCCAUCCUUUGGCUACGCGUAGACAGCGACGACCAUCCGCGCGUCUACGUGUGCCUCUAUAGGUCCCAUAGCGGUAAUGCCGAAACAGACCGACUCAUCGACCACGUCCAAAUGGCUACAGAUUCCUUGCUACAACAGGUCCCAUCUGCAGAGAUCGUGAUCCUUGGCGAUUUUAACGCCCACCACGCCGAAUGGCUCGGUUCACGUUUAACCGAUCAUGCGGGGAGAUCUGUUUAUGACUUUGCCUUGGCAUAUGGUCUGACACAACUGGUUACAUCGCCUACGCGGAUUCCAGAUGUUGAGGAUCAUACACCUUCCCUGUUGGACCUUCUGCUGACCUCUCAUCCGGACGGAUAUCAGGUUUCCGUCGAUGCCCCUCUUGGCUCUUCGGACCAUUGUCUGAUCCGGAGUGUGGUGCCACUCACGCUCCCCUCGCGGUUGCGUUCUGCAGGUUGCCGCCGUGUUUGGCAUUACAGGUCGGCGGAUUGGGACGGAAUGCGGUCUUUCUUUGCUUCCUACCCAUGGGGGCGGGUUUGCUUCUCACCGGAUGAUCCCAGCGCUGUUGCUGACUCUGUCACUGAUGUAGUGCUACAGGGAAUGGAACUAUUUAUUCCAUCAUCUGUGGUACCCAUCGGAGGCAGAUCUCAGCCUUGGUUUGGUCGCUCCUGUAAGACUGCAUUACGCAGUAAGCAGGAGUGUUAUCAAGCCUGGGCUGCGGCUUCGGUGACUCGGGAUGUAAACACCAGCACACUCAAAAAGAAGUAUAACUUCGCCUCCAGGUCCUUCAAAAGAGUUAUUGCCAAGGCAAAGUCAGAGCACAUAGGCAGAAUUGGCGAGAAACUAGUUCGCCUUCCUUCGGGAACCCGUGCAUUCUGGUCUCUCGCCAAGGCUGUCCAAGGGAAUUUCUGUAAGCCAUCACUACCAUCUCUGCACAGGGAGGACGACUCACUGGCCCACGACGCAAAAGAGAAGGCCGACAUUUUAGGCUCCCUCUUUGCGUCCAACUCGACUGUUGAUGACGGGGGGAACACACCGCCGACCAUCCCGCGGUGUGAGUGCUCCAUGCCGGAUGUGCGAUUCUCACAGCGCUCGGUUCGCAGAGCACUCCUCUCCCUUGACAUCCACAAGUCGAGUGGGCCUGACGGAAUCCCCUCAAUUGUGCUGAGGACGUGUGCUCCGGAGUUGGCACCGGUUCUAACGCGUCUUUUCCGGUACUCCUACUCCCUAGGCGUAGUCCCGAAAUCAUGGAAGACAGCUUUUGUCCACCCGAUCCCUAUAAAAGGCGACCGCUCAGAUCCGUCCAACUACAGGCCUAUCGCCAUCACCCCCUUGUUCUCCAAAAUAAUGGAAUCCGUUGUAAACUGCCACCUCAUGCGGUACCUUGAGGAUCACCAGCUGAUUAGUGACCGCCAGUACGGUUUUCGUCGGGGUCGAUCAGCUGGUGAUCUUCUGGUCUACUUAACUCAUAGAUGGGCGUUGGCAGUAGAGUCCAAGGGGGAGGCAUUGGCCGUUAGUUUGGACAUUGCGAAGGCCUUCGAUCGGGUUUGGCACAAAGCGCUUCUUUCGAAGCUCCCUUCCUAUGGGCUUCCCGAGAAAUUAUGCAAUUGGAUCACCAGCUUUCUUGCAGAUCGGAGCAUCAAGGUCGUUGUAGACGGUGCAUGCGCCGACUACAAGCCUAUUAACGCUGGUGUUCCACAAGGCUGCGUGCUAUCACCAACGCUGUUUCUUCUGCAUAUCAAUGAUAUGUGGCAAGCUGGUAGCAUUCAUUGCUAUGCAGAUGACAGCACUGGUGAUGCUCUAUACACCGGCCGUGCCAAUAUUUCUCGGGAAAACUUCACCGAGUACCGGAGCAAACUUGUGUCUGAAGUCGAGUCUUUGCUGGACAAAGUCUCGGAUUGGGGGCGACUAAAUCUAGUCCAGUUUAAUCCUCAGAAGACACAAGUUUGCGCGUUUACCGCUAAAAAGAACCCCUUUGUCGUAUCUCCUCAGUUUCAAGGUACUCCCCUUGUUGCCUCAGCCAGUAUCGGAAUCCUCGGCGUCGACAUAUCGAGUAGCGUGCAGUUUCGUGGUCACUUGGAAGAGAAGGCCAAAUUGGCCUCUAAAAAGCUUGGCGUGCUCAGCAGAGCGGGACAGUAUUUCAUGCCGGCUCAACGCCUGCAACUUUACAAGGCGCAGGUUCGGCCUCACAUGGAAUACUGUUCCCAUCUCUGGGCUGGGGCUCCCCAGUGCCAGCUUCUUCCACUUGACCGCAUCCAGCGCAGAGCGGUUCGAAUCGUCGACGACCGAGUCCUUUCCGAUCGGCUCGACUCAUUGGCACUGCGAAGAGAUGUUGCAUCUCUUAGCAUUUUCUUUCGCAUUUACCAUGGGGAGUGCUCUGAGGAAUUGUUCGGAUUAAUCCCAGCCGCCAAAUUUCACGAACGCACAUCGCGGCAGAACUCCCGAUACCAUCCACACCAUCUGGAUGAUUGGCGGUCCACCACUGUGCGAUUUAGAAGAUGUUUUCUUCCUCGCACAACUUCCUUGUGGAAUAGUUUACCACCAGCGAUUUUUCCGGACCGAUACGACUUAGGGACCUUCAAGAAAAGAGCCUACUCCUUUUUAAAAGGCCGGCAACGCAUCUGCAAUUCCCCUGGUGUUGCGGUUGUUCAUGGGCGGCGGUAGUCACUUACCAUCAGGUGAGCCGCAUGCUCGUUUGCCCCCUCUCCUAU